Pyricularia pennisetigena is the source of this 1752-nucleotide messenger RNA. RefSeq lists its product as uncharacterized. The transcript has 3 exons. Lineage: Eukaryota; Fungi; Ascomycota; Sordariomycetes; Magnaporthales; Pyriculariaceae. The record is from RefSeq and is a predicted model, not a curated record. The coding region runs from base 1 to 1752 and encodes 583 amino acids.
AUGAAUUCCGAACAACCAAGACUGCCCAAGGCGCCCUCGACCACAGAUAACUACCGUCGUCCCCCAAGUCGACAGCAUUCUGAUGUUAAUAGCCCGACCUCUGUCGCCACUACCGGAACCAAUCAGUCGUUAGGAACGGACCCCGGCAACGAUAACAACGUCUCCCAUCUAGCACACAUCUCUUCGCCCACGAGUAGGAACACGGCUUCAUCCACGAGCACCUCGGCAACCCACUCCAACAGCUCCACUAUCCAGUCAAACGAUUCAAAUGUGUAUAGUAUCGAGUCUUCUCCGACAGCCACAGCGUUACCAUCUUUUGCGCUGAGAGAUGGAUCCGACACGGGCAGCCGUCGCGGCGCUUCCAGGCGCCGAACCGGUCCCCUGUCCGCGGAGCAGAGGGAAAAGGCUGCACUCAUCCGACGUGUUGGGGCCUGUGAAUCGUGCCGGCGUAGAAGGGUCGCCUGUCAUCCGAACCAUCACAACAUGACUUGGGAAGAUGCUUUUCGCAAGUAUCGCUCCGGUAGUCCAACUCAGGAGCUUGCGCCGAUAAGUGCCCGUCCGAGUAGCCCCAAGCACUCUGGUUUCGAGGCAAUAAACCAUGCAAAAGCACCAGCGCCGCAAGAGCAUCCGGACCAUAUGGAUGUCGACAGUGUGUCAUCGUCACUGGACCGCGUGAGGAGGCUCUCGCACAGUGAUUCUCGCAUCAGGACGCCGCUGCCGACAGGACCGCGCAUAGAGAGGAUCGCAGCCCAGGCCUCGCAAGUGGUGCAAGCUGCACAAGCAUCGCACUCUUCUCUGUUCCAACCGACGGCCGAGUCAAUCCAGUCCGAAUUGCAAGCAAUGGCGUCCAAAAUUUCGUCGAACCCUUAUCGCAGCCGGUAUAACGCUGUUCAAGCACUGCUCCUCUACUGGGAAGACGAAAGUGACCAGGACGUUGGCCCUGCCGUGAAUGAGCUUUCGGAUGUCUUGGAAAAGCACUACCAAUACGUCAGCGAGAUAAAGGCUAUCCCAUCAGUAUCCGAGAGUGGCAAGAGCUCAUGGAGGUGGUUGUCACAAACGGUAACGUCUUUCGUUGACAAUCGCGACCAACGAGACGUGUUAAAGAUUCUUUACUAUGUUGGUCAAAGCUAUUUGGACGCCAACCGGGAGAUGGUUUUGGCUCACACGCGAAAUCGAAGAGAAGCUUCGACGAUCAGGUGGAGUGGAAUCCAACAAAUACUCGAGGAGGCAAACUCCGAUACGCUAAUUCUGAUGGACGCUGCAUACUACCCUUCCUCCAAGUUGGUGCGGCAACAAGGGGUCCUCGAAGUCGUUGCGGCAUCAGCAUCGGAAGAACACUCAGCGUAUCUGGAUCGAACGUCCUUUACACGAGAACUGACGGAACAAUUACGAAGGCGGGCAGGCCAGAAGUUUCUCAGCCCUUUCACAGCAGCCGAGCUCCAUGCGAAACUGCUUUCGACCUAUCCCCGCAUGUGUCGCGACCGCAACCCGGAGAAGCAGGUAGUGACCAGCGCUCCAUCACCCUUGCACAUACAGAUCGCGGCCAACACUCGAUUGCCCUCUGUUCUUCUCGCACCAGUCCGCAGAGGGUUGCCUAUGUGCGUUGAGCCCGACCCGAGCGGGCCGCAGCUGAGUCUAACAAUAGGACUCAGUGACGAUGCUCUUCACCUGGAAAGCUGGGCAGAGUGGCUUCGUUUGAUGCCGGAUGGUAUCAAAGACCUGAAAAUCGAGGGCCCAUAUCGUAACCCUUAA